CUUUUGUUGUUCGUUUGGACAUAGUUAAUAUAGUGCAGUGUUGGAUAAAAUAAAGGGAAAUCUCAACGGUGUUUUUUUGCAUAUGGACAAAUCAUUAUGACUUCUAUAGAAGAUAAAAUUCUCGGCUACAAAGCACAAAAUUACGUUUCGAGUUCCGAAAGCGAGGAAGAAGGCGAAACCGAAAGUCACACUGACAGCAACGAACAAGCUUCUGGUGGAGCUGCUCCCGAUGUCGAAAAUCUUUGUUUCACUACAGGCGCCAAGACAGGGCCGAAAGGUGUAUUGCAAGACUUCAGACGAUACAAGCAGUUAGAAACACAACAGAAGCAGGAGCAGGAAGAAGAGUUGAAAUCUUUGAUAAAAAAGUUUUCUACUGGCUGUCAAACCAGUAUAGACGAUGAGAAAGAAAAAGCUUUGAUGAAAGAAUUAGAGAUUGAAGAAGAUGAAUUCUUGAAACAGUAUCAUUUUAAACGCUUAUUGCAAAUGAAAGAAGAACAAGACCGUAAGAUAGCUGAAACAAGACCCAAGUUUGGUCAUGUUAUAGAGAUAACUGAUACUGAUGCAUUCCURAUGGAAAUUGAUAAAGAAUUGCUUCAUGUAGUGAUAGUUAUUGACAUACCUAGCUGUAUUUGUAUGAAUACUUGUCUGGAUUCUCUUUCUCAACAAUACCCAAUGGUCAAGUUCUGUAGAGUCAAAGCCACAAUAACUGGCAUAAGUGCAAAUUUUAGAGAAAAUGGACUWCCAGCUCUACUAGUUUAUAAAGGUGAACAGCUGGUUGGCAACUUUGUUCAACUUGAAAAUGCAUUUGGAGAUAAUUUUGAUUCAAGUGAUGUAGAAAGUUUUCUCAUUCAGAAUCAUAUAUUGACAGAUGAUAUCAACUGCGAACCAUCAACAAUAGCUCAACAUAAUGAAGAUCAUGAAGAUAGUGAUUUAGAUUUAGACUAAAGAUGCUCAAAUUCAUGAUAUAUUGAUAAUUAUUUUAUUGUAGAUACUGUAUUAAUAUAUUAAGGAAGACCUUGUAAAGCUGCAAUCCACUAGAAUGAUAUUACUGACAUAUAAAUAUGUGAUCUUAACCAGCAGGUGUAAGUUAGGAUAGUCAUGGCCAGUUACUGAUGGUGGUCAUGGCCAGCCAGUGUAUGCUCAUGGCACUUUUCUGCCAAUGCAGUACUGUGACAUUGAAUGUAUAUAUUUGACAUAUUCUUGAAUCAACAUUUUCAUUUCAUAUGAUACCARAUUGGUUCCUUGACCAUGUUGUGUCAUGUCCAUGCCAUAAUACGUGGCUUUGUGCAGUAAAAUCAAAUCCAGUCAGUGUGAGAUAAACAGUCAUUGGUUUAGGAUAAUAUGAUUAGAAGUGGAAAAAAAUAUUAUUGUGAAAUAUCCAGCUGUAUCCCUACUAAAUUAUAAUAAAAAAAGACAUGAAAGUACAUCAUAUGACCAAAAAUAAUAUUGUUAAUUACAAUGUAAAUAUAUCUGUUUGCAAUAGAUAUUAACAAUAUAAUAUUUAGGUAAUUGAUCACUACAAUUAUACUCUAAAUAGUUUGUAUGUGGAAGUGAAGUUUUCACUAAGAUGUGAUCAUGUACUAUARAGCCUGUGCAUGUAUAGAUGUCCAAUGGAAAGUCAUUAUGUUUCCUGCAAAAAUGUACAGAUAAAAAGWAAUCAAUAUAAUAUGAAAUAUAAAAUCACAAUAAAAAAGCAAUGAAUAAAAUUA
Molecule: messenger RNA, 1709 nt
Organism: Exaiptasia diaphana
Lineage: Eukaryota; Metazoa; Cnidaria; Anthozoa; Actiniaria; Aiptasiidae
Product: phosducin-like protein
Biological process (GO): regulation of G protein-coupled receptor signaling pathway
Source: RefSeq, a predicted model, not a curated record